Molecule: messenger RNA, 210 nt
Organism: Fomitiporia mediterranea MF3/22
Lineage: Eukaryota; Fungi; Basidiomycota; Agaricomycetes; Hymenochaetales; Hymenochaetaceae
Exons: 3
Coding region: 1-210 (69 amino acids)
Source: RefSeq, a predicted model, not a curated record
AUGAAUACCUCGAACACGAACACCACCCAGAAUACUGCCGCCACUGGAGGCAAUGGCGACAUGCUCGACAAGGGCGUCGACUUUGCUGAGCGUAGGGCUGGUCAUGAACAGAGCCACUCCACGACUGAGAAAAUCAGUGACGGCAUCAGGAAAGGCUUCCAGAAGGCGACUGGCAAAGAUGUUCCCAUCCAAGACAAGGACUACCGCUAA